This is a messenger RNA of Striga asiatica, 978 nucleotides long. Lineage: Eukaryota; Viridiplantae; Streptophyta; Magnoliopsida; Lamiales; Orobanchaceae. The record is from the annotation of a GenBank genome assembly.
AUGCCUAACCGCGAACCACACAAACAGCCCGAAAUUCACCACCCCCAAAACCACCAGCAGCAAUCGCUCCUCAGCCACGACCCGCCCGUCACCCGAUCCACCAACGACACAAGCAAACUGCUCACGAAAUACCCCAUGGACAGCGUGCUCAGAAAAAGUCCCGUGCUCAUCGACUUCAUCCUCUCCGGCGCCUCCCUUAUGAAGAACUCCAGCUGUCCCACGUACGCAAACGCCUCACCCGCCCCCACAAGGAAAAACUGCGGCACAAGCCAAAACGCCGUAAUCCUCACAUUCCCCUCCACCAAAAAGCUCCUCCGCCGCCGCUCCACGAGGGCCGCCGCCCCCAUUCCGGCCACGGAAAACGCGAGCCCGAUCCCGACCCGUUGGAGGCAGGUGAGGCCCUGGGCCCGGCCCGUGACCCGACGGGCCAGUGGGACGAUGGCCCGUUCGUUGAGAGAGGUGAAGAGGAGAAUUGUGGAGAUGAGGAAGAAUGAGAAUGAGCCGGCCGGGACCGGAAAUGAUCCGAGUCGUCGGUCCAUGAAUGUUGCUUGCUCGAUUUUUUGCCGUGUGAGGAAGCUUCGCGGAGUAAUACUCGUUGAGCAUCGUGUCCUCGGGAGGAAAAACGAGGCUUCUCCUCCUCCACGCGGCCCAGACGACCCUCCAAACCACGGUCAACGGGCUUCCCUCGGGCUUCCUGAACCGCACGGUCACCGCGAAAAGCGAGCCGAGGCUGAUGCAGAAGUAGAAGCGGUUGAAGAAGUAAUUCAUGGCACGCUCCUCCUUCGGGUCGGACGUGUCGAACUGGUCCGACCCAAAUCCCGACACGUUCGACUUUAUUCCGCCGCCGCCGACCGCGAUCGUGUAGAGGGCCGUGUAGAGCAUUGCCAGCUGGCGGCCGUUGGCCUCGAUGCACAUGGUUCUGCGCGGGGCGUGGCAGGCGGGAGGACGCAUGCCCGGGAUUGUUGUGGCCAGGGUUAA